Ricinus communis (castor bean) is the source of this 1350-nucleotide messenger RNA. Its product is annotated as probable aspartic protease At2g35615. Gene Ontology annotation, biological process: proteolysis. Gene Ontology annotation, molecular function: aspartic-type endopeptidase activity. Gene Ontology annotation, cellular component: extracellular region. The record is from RefSeq and is a predicted model, not a curated record. The transcript has a single exon. Lineage: Eukaryota; Viridiplantae; Streptophyta; Magnoliopsida; Malpighiales; Euphorbiaceae. The coding region runs from base 1 to 1350 and encodes 449 amino acids.
AUGGCUGCCGUUUCCAGUAUUUAUGUCUCUUUAUUCAUAGCCUUCAUUAGUAUGGUAUCAGCUUUUUCACUUGUAGAAGCCAGGAAUGCCGGUUUUUCUGCCAGUCUCAUUCAUCGCGAUUCUUCCGUUUCUCCACUUUACAACCCGAGGGAUACUUACUUUGAUCGUUUGCGGAACUCCUUUCAUCGUUCCAUAUCGCGUGCUAAUCGUUUCAAGCCAAAUUCAAUCUCUGCGAGAGCACUAGUCCAAUCUGAUAUAGUGCCAGGCGGUGGAGAAUAUCUCAUGAGAAUUUCAAUUGGCAAUCCACAAGUUGAGAUACUUGCAAUUGCUGAUACAGGUAGUGAUCUAAUCUGGGUUCAAUGUCAGCCUUGUGAAAUGUGUUACAAGCAGAAUUCUCCUAUCUUCGAUCCUAGGCGGUCUUCAAGUUAUCGAAAUGUGUUAUGCGGGAAUGAGUUUUGCAAUAAAUUAGAUGGUGAAGCUCGAUCAUGUGAUGCCAGAGGAUUUGUCAAGACCUGCGGUUACACUUACUCUUAUGGAGAUCAAUCCUUUUCUGAUGGUCAUCUUGCCAUUGAAAGAUUUGGCAUUGGCUCCACGAAUAGCAGCACCAGUGCUGCUAUAGCUUAUUUUCAAGAAGUUGCAUUUGGCUGUGGAACAAAAAAUGGUGGCACCUUUGAUGAGUUAGGUUCUGGUAUAAUUGGCCUUGGAGGUGGUUCUAUGUCUCUUGUUUCUCAGCUAGGUCCUAAACUAAGUGGCAAAUUCUCAUACUGUUUAGUACCCACAUCAGAACAAUCAAAUUACACCAGCAAGAUUAAUUUUGGUAAUGACAUUAACAUUUCAGGUUCUAACUAUAAUGUGGUUUCUACUCCGUUGUUACCUAAAAAGCCUGAGACUUACUAUUACUUGACACUAGAGGCAAUUAGUGUUGAAAACAAGAGAUUACCUUAUACAAAUUUAUGGAAUGGUGAAGUCGAAAAGGGUAACAUUAUCAUUGAUUCAGGUACAACAUUGACGUUUCUUGAUUCUGAGUUCUUCAAUAACUUGGAUUCAGCAGUGGAAGAAGCCGUUAAGGGAGAACGCGUUAGUGAUCCACAUGGGCUGUUCAACAUCUGCUUUAAAGAUGAAAAGGCUAUUGAACUUCCAAUCAUCACUGCUCAUUUUACUGGUGCAGAUGUGGAAUUACAGCCUGUGAAUACAUUUGCCAAAGUAGAGGAAGAUUUGCUUUGUUUUACUAUGAUCCCAUCUAAUGAUAUAGCCAUUUUUGGGAACUUGGCUCAGAUGAACUUUCUGGUAGGGUAUGACCUUGAGAAAAAAGCUGUGUCUUUCUUACCUACCGACUGUACCAAACAGUAG